This is a messenger RNA of Phanerochaete carnosa HHB-10118-sp, 1026 nucleotides long. RefSeq lists its product as uncharacterized. NCBI's taxonomy places the organism in Eukaryota, Fungi, Basidiomycota, Agaricomycetes, Polyporales, Phanerochaetaceae. Bases 1 to 1026 code for a protein of 341 amino acids. The record is from RefSeq and is a predicted model, not a curated record. The transcript has 13 exons.
AUGUCACAAAAUGCUAGUUCGCCAGGGCCGGAUCUAGGUGCAGGCACCAUAGAAUCCAUUUCCACGGCACCCCUCUUGCUGGCCGCUGUCGCAGCGCUCAUUUUCUACGAGUACGCCAUCUUGCUCGGGCAAGAGGUGACUGUCGUGUGGCAGCGAAAGCUCAGUCCUGCAUCCCUCCUCCUCCUUACCAUACGCUGGACAUUGCUAUUCGAGGCCAUAUCGCUCGUUCUGCCACAACCGUCACCAGAGGCAGCAAUCUUCGCCGGCUUGCGAGUGUUUGCGAUAACGAAUCACAAUUACAUCCUGUCGCUCGUCGUCUUGAUCCUGAUUUUGACCCCGGUCAUAACCAACUCUUAUGCGAUCGCUAUUCGUGCAGUAGCUCUGCCCUUCAUAGGUCCGCGGCUAGUGAUAUGCACGCCUAAAACGCUCAUCUCGAACAAGACAUCUAGAAUCGCGUUAUGCGGUCGGAUACCGGUGAUUGUGGGAGAAUCGAUUACUAUCGUUCUGACAUGGAAGAAGGCCUACCGUCGGCAGCAAAUUCUCGUCAAUAUUCGUGGUCCAGCUUCACUGACUCAGACCCUUAUCUGCGACGGGACUGUGUAUUUCAUGGUUAUGAUGUUCGUUAAUAUUGCUGAGAUAUUAGUUCUCACACAUGGUCAGUCGACGGCCUUCGCAGGACCAUUCCUGGAUGCGCUACCUCCAAUUCUCAUAUGCAGGUUCAUAAUGAACCUGCGCCGCUCGUCGGACCAUUCGGGCUACACCAAGGACUCACAGGUCGAGCUGGAUUUGCCUGGAGAGAUACAGACGAAGUCAGUUGUGUUCCGACAUUUUAAUCAGGGGUUAGAUGAAUUCGGACGCUCGCUGGACGUGGGUGGGAGCCGUACACGAAGCAACUCGACUACCAGUUGGCGGAACAGAGGCGGAUCGGUGUUAUCGGAGUCGACCAUGGAAGACUACUCGGACGAGACUGGAAUUAUUCUUGCGGUGCUAAAACGAUCUGCAGAUAGUGCAGCUCCACUACCAUGA